AUGGCGUCUCUCAGCUUGAUAAUAGCAGGCUUGAACUUUACGCGUGCUGAGAAUUUUGGGGCGGGAUUCUAUCGAUAUGUGACAGAUCAUUCUCUGGUCUUGUCCAGCGUGAAAGCCUUCUCUAAGACCUGGCCAGGCGAUUCAUGGUUGAUAAAAGCCUCAGAGUGGCUUUCACGUCCCGAUGUUGUCGCGGUGAUCAACGCUUGGUGCAUCACCUUCUUCAUUGUCAUUACGAUUAUAUUGUGCCUUGGAUUUGGGCCUGCUGGGAUUGUUCCAGGUUCCCUAGCGGCCGGUUUUCAAUCUUAUAUGUAUGGUGGAUUUACUCCAGCAGGAGGUAUCUUUGCUACAUUGACUAGUAUGGCGAUGAUCGGUGUAUUCAUGCCCUCGAUUGUGAUACUUGCGGGCACUCUCGCAACUGUAGUUGCUGUGAUUGUUUGGAAAGUCGGAUAUGGACUGCCAUGA
Molecule: messenger RNA, 462 nt
Organism: Penicillium odoratum
Lineage: Eukaryota; Fungi; Ascomycota; Eurotiomycetes; Eurotiales; Aspergillaceae
Product: interferon alpha-inducible IFI6/IFI27 family protein
Exons: 3
Coding region: 1-462 (153 amino acids)
Cellular component (GO): membrane
Source: RefSeq, a predicted model, not a curated record